Molecule: messenger RNA, 981 nt
Organism: Alternaria alternata
Lineage: Eukaryota; Fungi; Ascomycota; Dothideomycetes; Pleosporales; Pleosporaceae
Product: 1,2-dihydroxy-3-keto-5-methylthiopentene dioxygenase
Exons: 3
Coding region: 351-890 (179 amino acids)
Molecular function (GO): acireductone dioxygenase [iron(II)-requiring] activity
Source: RefSeq, a predicted model, not a curated record
UUUGAUCACAGCAGAAUCAUGUAAAGCGUUGUGCUUCGCUUCUCUCAUUGUGGAGGAACUGAGGCCACACUCAGAAGGCGGUCGCGAUUGGUACUGCUACUGUGAUUUGAAGACUGACAUAUGAUGGUAAAAACCCAUGUUGUGCAUGACACAUGUGUGAACAUCGCGCUCAAGCCGAUGGCUUAUCCCCAUUGUGGUGGCUGGGUAAUCGCGAUGACGCCAUUCGCCACGUGCAUUUGGGCAUCUCAAAUUAUUUCCUUCGUACCCAACGGCAAAGUCAUCUUCCACAACACGUUACGGCAACGCUUGAGUCGUGAAAUACACAUCCCAAAUACAUCACCGACUGCAAAAUGAAGGCAUACUGGUUCGACAACCUCCCCGGCGACCAACGCCAACCCCAUGAUUCCGGUCGCUCGGUCGACCCAGACUACCUAGAAAAGCUUGGUGUCCUCUACUAUAGCGUACCAGAAGUUCCCGAUGUUGAACCCAUUGCUACGUCCCGCAACUACAAGAACCGGGACGAAAUCACUGUCAGCCCAGAGAAGAUGGGCGACAUUUACGAAGAGAAGGUGAAGUCGUUCUUCCACGAGCAUUUACAUGAGGACGAGGAAAUCCGAUAUAUUCUUGACGGUGCGGGUUACUUCGAUGUCAGGAGCGAAGGUGAUGACUGGGUGAGGAUUCGGCUCGAGAAGGGCGAUUUGAUUGUUUUGCCGCCUGGGAUUUACCAUCGGUUCACCACUGAUGAGCAGAACUACAUCAAGGCCAUGCGGCUGUUCAAGGAAGACCCAAAGUGGACGCCACUCAACCGGGGUGGCGAGACAGAUGACAACCCAUACAGGAAGCAGUAUCUGACAGAGUAUCUGAAGGCUAGACAGGGCGUCUCAGCUUAGUCUGAUAGCUCCUUGCGAACUAGAUCCCUUCUUUCUCUGGUAUGUUCCAAAUGACAUAUUCCUAGACUUUCUCUUACAAUCGAUUCGCCUG